CCGGAGAGCGGCGGCAGCCCCGCGGCGCCCGGCCCGGCAGCCGGCGGCGCUCCCCUCCCCUCGGCGGGCGGAGGAGCGCACUCCCCACCCCCGCCGCAGUGGCGGGGUGGGCCCCGGCGAGGCGAUGGCGGACGAGGCGCAGGGCGGCUGGAGCGAGGAGGCGGUGGAUCACUUCCUGAGGUGGCGGCGCAUCGGAGCGAGAGACGGGGCGGCCAUCAGGUGGUUCCACGCCGCCAACGGCAAGGCCCGAGCCGGGGAGGCCGCGAGAAGUGAUGUUCACAUGAUAGAAGCAGAUGUCCUUCUUCGUGGUGGCAAGGGAGGUAAUGGAGACCCUAUCAUGGCUCACCCACCUGAAACAGACAGUGACAACACAUUGCAGGAAUGGCUAAAAGAGAUUGUCAACACAAAUAAAGGCAUCAAGCUGGAUUUUAAGAGUCUAGAAGCCGUACGGCCUUCCUUGGAGCUUCUUGAACAUGUGAAGCAGCAUUUGAGGCGACCUGUUUGGAUCAAUGCGGACAUCCUACCAGGACCUAAUGGAAAUAAUGCUGUAGUGGAUGCAAAAGGGUUCCUUGACACUGUCACUUCAUUUUUCCCAACUGUAACCUUAUCGCUGGGAUGGACAACUGGCUGGCACCCUGACAAACACAAUAAAGGCUAUGAUUGGAUGAUGGUGAAAGAAAUGGCUCGGAUAUGCAAUACUAUUUCCCAGCCUGUAACUUUCCCUGUAAGAGCAGCAUUAGUACGACAGUCAAUAUCUCAGCUGCGUUGGUUGAUGCAACAGUCAGAUAGAUACAGCCUCACUGUUUGGACAGGAAAGGAAGAUCUGUAUUCUGUAGAAGAUUUGCUUUACAUCCGAGAAAACUUUGAUAAAAGUAGGGUUUAUUAUGACAUCUCAGAGCCACAAAAUUCUGAAUUCAAAAAAGCCAUAGGAGUAGAAUAGUAAAUACAAAGCAGGCAAACUCUGACCUUAUAAUACUUAGCUCGUUAAACAUGAAGAUUUCUUGUUCAGGGAAAUGUAUUUUCCUUCCCGAAAGAAUUGUAUAGAAUGCAGCCAUGGUCACUGGAGGUGUUUUUGUAUAACAUUUUAUUGAAUGGCUUCUCAAAUAGAAAUUUCAUGCCUUCUUUAGUAGGUCAGAAUUGUUACUUACUCGUAAUAGGCAUGUUCCCUCUCAUUCACCCAGUGGUGUGUAGUAAAGGCUACUCAUGUUACCUAAAUACACUGGUACUUCUUCCCUGCAAGCAUGUAAAGGGGAGAAUGGCCCCAGGUGAUAGUUGUGGACCAAGGUAGUUUGCUACUAUCUGCUUUUGCGUAAGACAAAAUGUACAGGACACUUAGGCUCUACCAAAGCCUGUUUUUGCUUUUUAUAGGGGAGGGCAAGAGUCAAGACUGUAUUAAAUACACAACUAUGCAGUUCCAAAAGGGGUUAUUUUGUAGCUCAUCUUGAUACACUCCAUUUUUAAUGCCACUGCAAUUGACAAUGUUCUCACUCCUGGUCAACAGAAGAUUCUGUUUGCUAGAUGUGGAGAGUGGGAUCUGUAAUGCUACACAUUCCAGGGAGAAAGAAUGGUUAUUUUUGCUGAAUUAUAACCGAUCAGGUUCUCUGUAACGUGGCAAUUGUGCGUUCCACACCAUGGCUUGCCUCCAUGCUUUCUGAGCCAUCAGCAGCAUAGUCCUUGGAUUGUGAGAAGGCUGAGUUGCAGUUGUAGCUGCACUGCAGGAGGUGCUGGGGCAAACAGAACCCCCAAAAUGAAGAAUAAUCCUGUCCUGUACCUAGAGCACAAAGAUGGAUUACAGUGAGGCGUACAUCAGACAGCAUCAAAAGAGCUAUAGUGUUCUAUAAGAGAGAAGUGCUGGUGGUUCUUUCAAGAGUUUGAAACUAAAUUUUAAGUAUAACAGGAGUUAGGUAAAACGUUCUGCUGCAGUCUUUCUGAAAGCUAGAGGCUCUAAGAAUGAAAUAGCUGUACAGUGAUUAGUGCUUACAGCAAAAAUUGUACAUUUCCUUGUUAGCAGUUAUUUUCUACAUUCUUCUAGUUUGUGCACCUUUUUAAUUCUCAGAAUACAAAUUCACAAAUUUUCAAAAGUUGAACUUCCCUUUGAGAAAAGCUAAAAUCAUUGCAACCCUGCUUAUCACCCUGCAGGAAGAGUCUGACCUGUUUCAUUUGAAGCAUUUUGUGCUGCUUCUGCUUCUACAUCCCUUAAAAUUAAUACAGAUACUGACAUCUGUGCAGAUUGAGACACAAGCUGUGUGUUCUUGCCUUCUGCCAAACAUUACAAAGGCUUUUUUUCGCAGUGACAGAGGAGAUUCUGAUUUCUAAAUGAAAGCUGAUUCUAGGAAGGGACUUGUUCUCCUUUUCCAAUUCUUCUCACAUGCUUCCUGCAGGAAUUGUGUUAAAUUUGAUGUUUUACACAACGCUGGACAGGCUGUUAGUACUAAAGAGUUAAAUACAGCAAUUUUCAGUUCUUACAUAGCAUUAGUACAACUGUGAUAGAAAAGUUAGUUGUAUUUAUUAAUCCUAAAUCUUGAAAUGUGGUGAUUUCGUGCAGUCAUUAAAAUUCAAGAUUCCUGCUUGUUACCUACAUUCCUUCGCCAGGUUUAUCUAAUAAUUGUUUUACAUUCUUGAGGGGUAGAACUUUCAUCAUUUUUGUUACCUACUAAGAUACAAUAUACUUGGAUAAAAUUAGGAAAUAUUUUUCCAAAUAAGGAAAAUAACUAUCUAGUUGGAAUAGUUAAACAGAGUAUUUAAUUUAAUUUACACAAUCAGUCAGUGUGAAUUGCAGUAACCACCAAAAGGUCAAGUUUGGCAGUGUGUUCCUUUUAAUGAAUUGGGAUAAAUUAUGUAUUUUGUAGUUCACUGUGACAACGUGAUCUGAUCUGAACAGAUUUAACCUCUCAAUUCGUUACAGCAUCUCUUUCUUUGAGCUUGGCAUGCACACUUUGCUAUACCAUGGGAGGAAGAGAGAUUAACUGCUUCCUAACUGAUCACAACUAUGGAGAUCAUUUUAAACACUUCAGAGACCCUUUUCUAACCCAGAUCAUUUUGACUAAAACAGGUUCAGGUGCUAUUGCCUGAACAGGUGUGCUAGCACAUCUGAUCACACAGUAUCCUUUUCUGGAUGAUGACCCUUUCACCGAACUCCCCUUCAGGGAGAACAGGAUAUAUGAAUGACCAAAGCUCCAGUUAAACCAAAGUUAUAGACUUUGCUUUGAAUCUAUAGUACAUAAAAUAAACAAGUAGGAAAUACAGUUCAGAGGUUUUUAUUUUCUGGAUUAUACCAUUGAACAAGAAGCACUUAGGGGACAUCAGCCAGCGUUUGGAAUCAAAUGCUACGUAGCUGCAUUAGUCAAAAUGAGUCAGGCAGUGUCUGAAUAACAGAAUUUGCUUUUUAGGGAUGUAAAAGAAGCAACUUCAGGGCACAUCGCUGUAGCCAUGUUCAUUUAUUGAAUGAAAGGUGCCAUUAAAGAGCAUUGAUUUUUUUGUAUUAUUCUUACUGAACACUUUAUUAGUUCUAGGCUUAGUCUAGAUUUCUCUUCAAGAUAUUGCUGGUCAUUCAGAAGCCAUACAUUUAUUUCCAAUAGAUUUAAAGACAAGUAUCUCGUUGUCCUUUUGCUCCACAAUUUAUGUAAACAUUUAGGACUGGAAGGGACUCCUAGAUCUUGUUUCAGCUCCUUAUUGCAGGCAGUUAAAUUUACUGUCCUAAGGGAUUUCGUCUUUCAGUGGGUUAGGCCUUUUUGUGUCCACACUGGCAAACUUUUCUGUUAUUUAGAAACUUUUUCCCACUUACCAAUUCUGACCUGAAGUAUUAGGAUUUGUUAAAACUGGUUAAACUAUUACGUAAAAAAAAUAUCAGUGAUUGCCAGAAGUAUUUUUAAGGGUACAGACUUCAUGGAAGAAAUAUCACCGAGUACUAUAUGUGGAUGUGAAUAAAUGGGGAUAUUCACAUAAAAUUAAAAGAAGACAUGAUCUGGAUUACCAGAAAAAAUUAAUUAAGGUAACAAGACAUGUAAAACUAGAUUAAACAAAAUGCUAGAAAUCAACUCUGUGAAGCAUUCUUGCAGUGACAGAAGGGUUUGACUGUAAGGUGAAUUUGAUUAUUCUGUAUGGAUUAUCCUACAUAUCUGUAUUUCUGUAUGUAUUUUUUAUCCAUGGAUCUCUGUUAGUUUCCUGUGAAGUCAUUUCUGUUGUUCAUGUCAGUCUGGGCUGACUUCCAUGUAAAUAAAUUCAUUUGAAUUUG
This is a messenger RNA of Aquila chrysaetos chrysaetos, 4234 nucleotides long. RefSeq names its product family with sequence similarity 151 member B (gene FAM151B). The record is from RefSeq and is a predicted model, not a curated record. The transcript is spliced from 6 exons. Bases 125 to 940 code for a protein of 271 amino acids. Lineage: Eukaryota; Metazoa; Chordata; Aves; Accipitriformes; Accipitridae.